Molecule: messenger RNA, 570 nt
Organism: Beta vulgaris subsp. vulgaris (sugar beet)
Lineage: Eukaryota; Viridiplantae; Streptophyta; Magnoliopsida; Caryophyllales; Amaranthaceae
Product: transcription factor bHLH168-like
Exons: 3
Coding region: 1-570 (189 amino acids)
Biological process (GO): regulation of transcription by RNA polymerase II
Cellular component (GO): RNA polymerase II transcription regulator complex
Molecular function (GO): DNA-binding transcription factor activity, RNA polymerase II-specific; protein dimerization activity; RNA polymerase II transcription regulatory region sequence-specific DNA binding
Source: RefSeq, a predicted model, not a curated record
AUGAAAAGAGGUAGUGAAACCCCAUCUUCAUCAAACAAACAGCAAAAGAAAGUUUCUGAGAAAAACUGGAGAGCUCGUAUUAAUGAUCUUUGCUCCGAUCUCACUUCUAUUAUUCCUCCUGAGCAUUUUCAACCCUCUAAGGACAUGCUAUCUCAAGCUGAUAAGAUAGAGCAAGCAACAAACUACAUAGUGGAGUUGAGGGAGAGAGUAGAUAACUUAAACAAGAGAAAAGGGCAAUUGGAGAUGACAGGUAACCAAGAAGCUGGGACAACUACUUACCAGCAAAACACAACUCUAAAUGAUGCAACAAUGGCGGAUUUGGUGUUACCUAUCAUCGAUAUAAAGGACAUUGGCAGUAUUUUAGAGGUGCAACUGGUGAUGGCAUUAGAGGAUAACAUCAUGCUACAUGAAGUCAUUAGGGUUCUUGAAGAAGAAGGUGCUGAAGUUGUGAAUGCUACCUUCUCAACUUCUGGGAACAAGGUCAUUCACACUCUGCAUGCUAAGGCUCGAAAUGCAAGAAUCGGAAUAGAGACUUCAAGAGUACAGGAGAGGCUACAUGAGUUGAUAUGA